AUUAACUGGCCUUGUGUAAUUUUUUGUACAAUCUAUUGGUGGUGUGGUUAUUGAAUGAAUUGCCGCCUUGGCGCCUUCUGCAUUUAUCUUUAAAAUAGUGAAUAACUACUUAGCUUGGAUCAUUUUAUAAUUUACGGAAGGCGUUAACCUUUCCAUUUCUCUAGUCUUAUAGGAUUUUUUCAAUUGCACGUCUCUACAAACCACCAAAAUGUUUUGGGGACUGAUAAUGGAACCGAACAAGCGGUACACCCAAGUGGUGGAAAAGCCGUUCCACAUUUCACAGGCAGCUAUGGACAUCUCAACAGGGGACAAUGACGCAUGCCAAGUCAUGGUGGUGGUUGAUGGAAAAAAUUUCCUUGUGUGUACCCUGCAGAAGAAUAAGAGCAUCCAAGUACCCUUAGACCUUUACUUUAAGACCGGAGAUGCUGUUUCAUUUUUGACAAAUGGUAAGGGUAAAUGCAAUGUUCACUUAACUGGUUAUCUGGAUCCUGAGUUUGAGGAGGCGUCAGAGGAUGAAGAAGGGGAAGAGGAAGAGGAGGAAGAAGAGGCUCCAGCACUCGUCCCUGCUAAGAAUAAAAGGAAACUGGACAAUGCUGUUGAAGGAAGUGCUACUAAGAAAGCUAAGCAAGACAAAAAAGCAGCCAAGAAAGGAGUAACAGCAGACAGUUCAGAUUCUGAUGAUGAAGGUGUGGACCAGUUGCAAAAGUUCUUAGAGGGAGAGGACAUUGACACUGAUGAGAAUGAUGAUUCAUUCAAAGUUAAUAGCUCUGCUGAGGUAGAUUCAGAUAGUGAUGAGGAAGAAUCUGAUGAAGAAGGCGAAGAGGGUGAAGAUGAUGAGGAUGAGGAAGAGGAAGAUGACUCUGACAAGGCAGACACAACCUUAGAGACAAGCAAAGAGGAGAAAGAUAUUGACACAUCCAAAAUGACCAAGUCACAGAAACGAAGACUUAAGAAGAAACUCCAAAAACAAAAGCAAGAGCAGAAGGAACCUCAAGUUAAUGGCAUUGAUAAGACCAAGAAAGAGAAACCAGCUGAACAGCAAAAAGCUAAAAAGGAAAAAGGUGAAGCAAAAAAGGAAGCACAGCCUGUUGAGAAAAAAGAAAAGAAGUCACUCAGUGGUGGAGUCUCCAUUGAAGACUUAAAAGUAGGGUCUGGACCAGUGGCUAAACCUGGAAAAGUGGUUAUGGUAUACUAUGAGGGCAAGCUGAAGCAGAACAACAAGAUGUUCGACAACUGCCAGAAGGGACCCGGGUUCAAGUUCAAAUUGGGUGCUAAAGAGGUCAUCUCUGGCUGGGAUGUUGGUGUCGCGGGGAUGAAGGUUGGCGGCAAGAGGAGGAUCGUCUGUCCGCCUGCGAUGGCGUAUGGUGCUAAAGGAUCUCCGCCAGUUAUUCCACCUAACUCAACCCUAGUAUUUGAAGUUGAAUUAAAGAAUAUUAAAUAAAUUGACUGUUGAGACGAGACUGUUUGUAUUGUGUCAAGGACAUUGGAACAAGUUGUUUCAUAAUUUGUAGGGUUGCCAUCAGGAAAUGCUUUAAAGCAUGUCUUCUAUACAGCUAAUAUGAAUUACUUAGAAUAUUUAGAAUUUUAUUUUUUUUAAAUGUUUACUCCAAUUUUUUUACCUGUCAUUUAAACUAAAUAAACAUUCUUUUCAGUAUGUUUUUAGUGAAGUGUUUUCUAAAAUAGAAAAAACAAGUGUGUUCACAUAAAUAAAAAUUUCUAUAUGUA
Messenger RNA from Pararge aegeria (speckled wood butterfly), 1725 nucleotides. RefSeq names its product 46 kDa FK506-binding nuclear protein (gene Fkbp45). NCBI's taxonomy places the organism in Eukaryota, Metazoa, Arthropoda, Insecta, Lepidoptera, Nymphalidae. The transcript has 8 exons. The record is from RefSeq and is a predicted model, not a curated record. Gene Ontology annotation, molecular function: macrolide binding; peptidyl-prolyl cis-trans isomerase activity. Gene Ontology annotation, cellular component: chromatin; nucleolus. The coding region runs from base 209 to 1441 and encodes 410 amino acids.